AUGGCUGCCCUAUCACGCCGCGGUCGUGGAAAUGCUCCGCAACUGAGUUGUGAACGUUGUCGAGAGCGGAAGGUUAAAUGCGACAAAUUGGAUCCUUGUACCGGCUGUAUUAUCGCUGGAGUAUCUUGCAAAACAAUUUAUCGCGAUCGUUUGCCUCGCGGUCGCCAUGCCCGAAAGUCCAUUGGUAACCUAGAGCCGUCGACACCCCGAGUAACGAGACAUGCAAAUAGACGGGCAGCGGUCACGACUGCUGAAGCCUCAUAUAAGGAGCUCCGCGAACGUGUUGAGAACCUCGAAACUCUGCUCCAAAGUAUGGCCAACCAAGGCACUGUACCUCCUACCACCUCCGACAUCACAGCAGGCAGGGCAGCGAUUCGAGCAGACAGGAUUCCGACAACUCGCCGAGACCGAUCUGAACAGCCCGAACAAUGCCAUCCGCGCAGUUCUGAGGGUGUCCUAGUGGAUGUGCAACCUUCGCACAACAAUGAUGCUGUCCUCUGCGUUCAUGCCGCGACGCAAAUGGCUCUGGAUGGUGGAGUUCUCGCGGCUUUGGGUAUUGGUACAGCAUCUCAUUCACCUGUAGUCGAUCAUCAGACCGGAUCCCUCUUAGACGCGACAGGCAUUGCUCGACUCGUGGGCGUGUACUUUGUACAGAUCGAUCCUAUCCUCAAGAUGCUUCACCGGCCAUCUGUAGAACGCUUGCUCUUGCAUGAAGAGACAUGUUUAGAGAUCUCGAAUAAGAAUUCGUCAGCCGACGCACUUCAAAAUGCGAUAUGCUAUGCUGCAGCAGGCAGUAUGACCGACCAGCAAUCCCGAUCACUACUGGGGAAGAGCAAACUUUUGCUCUCAGAAGAGCUCUGCAGUGCAUGCGAGAGAUCUCUGGUUAGUGCAAAUCUGAUCUCCACCAGUGAUAUGGCCGUCUUGCAGGCUUUCGUGCUAUAUCUUUUUGCGAGAAAGUCCUUCGAUGUGAGCACAAGUACUUGGACUUUAGUCUCCAUUGCCGUAAGAAUUGGUGAGAAGCUACGACUUUACAAAAGGACCAAAACAGAUGAAUUCUUCGAGACGCAAAUGAAAGUGAGAUUAUGGCUUACCAUCUGCAUGCUGGACUACCAAACCGCUAUGUCGCAACGCUCUGAUCCACUAAUCGAUUACGGAAAAGUCAAAGAAGCGUUAGCUCAACUCCGGCAUGUCAACGAUGCAGAUUUUGGACCAUCAAGUCUUGUUGCGAUAGAAGACCAGGAAGAUCUGACCGAUAUGACAUUCGCAUAUGUGUUGUUCCAGCACCAGCUCGCAGGCCGACUAUUGAACUUUGAUGCCUUGUCUGAAAAUGAGAGCGAAGAGACACGUCAAGGAUACGCUCGCGAGUUUGAGGAGAAAGCCUUGGGUGUCUUGCGCUUUUGCGAUCCCGAAUCUUCUCAACUGGCAUGGUUCACUUGGCAUGCAACGCAGUGUCACAUAGCCAUCAUCCGAGUCUCCAGAUUGCGUCCCUUAUGCAAGUCCCUUUACAACAGCGAUGGUAUCCUACAGUGCCCUGCCAGAGAUUCUGAGCUUCUGCGUAUGACUCUCCGCGUGCUAGAGAAGACUCAAAUGAUGCAUACCGAUCCCCGAGGAGAACCCUAUAGGUGGUAUUCUACCAUGCCUUGGCCCAUGCUUGCCACAGCUCUAUCAGCCUGUGGGUCUUGUAGCAAUGCUGAAUUGACAUUGCAGGGAUGGCCGGUCUUGGAAUGGUGGUAUCGACAGCACGAAGCUCUGAUAGCACAGAGUGGAGAUGAUCCUUCGCAAGGUGUGCUGGCGAGUGCGAUGAAACGUGCGUCAACUAACAUCGCCGCGCUGUCUUCACAAGACUCCAACGGUGUCAGCACGGAUGAGACAAACGUGUCCAGGUCACUUUUGGACACUUCGACGAACAUGGGCUUUGACAAUCCGGGAGCCAUUCUUGACGAGCAUGAUACUUGCUUGAAUCCCAAUCUGGAUUUGGCGCUGGGAGUGUUCGACUCCCUGCCGUGGUUUGCAGAUGCUACGUCGGGCGAGCUGGACGCAAUGUUUUUCAAUGAUUGGGACUUUUCCCACCCCACUCUAGAAUAA
Aureobasidium pullulans EXF-150 is the source of this 2085-nucleotide messenger RNA. RefSeq lists its product as uncharacterized. The transcript is spliced from 4 exons. The coding region runs from base 1 to 2085 and encodes 694 amino acids. Lineage: Eukaryota; Fungi; Ascomycota; Dothideomycetes; Dothideales; Saccotheciaceae. Gene Ontology annotation, biological process: regulation of DNA-templated transcription; DNA-templated transcription. The record is from RefSeq and is a predicted model, not a curated record. Gene Ontology annotation, molecular function: DNA-binding transcription factor activity, RNA polymerase II-specific; DNA binding; zinc ion binding.